UUUACCUUCCAACAUGGUACUAAAUUAAGUGCAAAGCUGUCUCCCGGUUAUUUGGCGAAGUUAUGAUUGUAGAAUAAGGUAGGAACUACAAGGUUUGCACUAUACUAGUAAAAGAGAAGGUGUGCAUAUUUUAAAUUAUAAUAAAUAUAGCAUCCACUGGUCUUUGAUCCGAGCUUCUAGGCACCGAUCGAGUCACUUGAACGAGUUCUCAAUACGACCACAGGCCCUUGGAAGUUGGAUAGCUCCAAGAAACGGGCUAGGUCGAGACAUGUGACCACCCUACAUCCUGAGGACAAAGGUACAUAACACUGUAUCUCUGCAGAGUGAUGCAUGAGUUAUUCAGCCAGGUGUUGAAUAAGAGAGAUCUCUCAAAGGCAGGAGAUCUCUUCAUACUGCAGGAUGGAGACAUAGUCAAUGACCUGCCAGCCGUCCUACAGUCUAUACAGCAGAUAUCUAAUGAACCAGACUACUGUAAGCGUGACAAUGACCAGAGUGUCGUGGAAAUAUGCAUAACGCGCGUCACUAGUGCGAUAAGGGAGACUGGUACGAUAGAGACGCAUGCACCAUCGCUAAUGUCGCUACUCAGCUCCUGCUUGGAACAUGAGCUGAAGCCGUCCGGCCGGGACGAGGACCCACCACACGCUAAGAUUGCCUCCGACAUUCUCAGCUGUGUCUUUCUGAACUAUUCAAAGAAAUCUGUGAUGAAGGUAGCAAUUCCAGUAGCAGUGAAGUUUCUGAACAAGGGCAGCAGGGAGCUGUGUAGGAGUCUAACAUCCUAUCUAUCCCUGUCUGCGAUAAUGAAUGCAGACCUACUCGCCUUACACGUCAGACCGAUCAUUGAGAGCAUCAAAAAUGGUAACAUUUCUUUGGUAAGAGUAUUGCCACAGAUAUACGCUCAAAACAAGCAGCCAAUCAAUGACAACGUUACUACGUUAAUCAGUCUGCUGCCCAAGUGUGAGAACACAGAAAAGACCAGCUUAUUACAACUACUGGAGCUAGUGGCAAAAGAUAGCCCACAGUUACUGGAAGGCAACAUCCCAACGCUUUGCAACUACCUGUCGUCAGUGCAAACGUCAACCCUCGUCCUGCAGAUAUUCGUCGAGAUGGCAACGACAAAUCCCGGGCCGUUCACCGAGCGAGUGGAGGUUCUGAAGCAGACCGUGGCCGCCCAGCCUCCCACCCUCCCGCUCGUAGUCCGUGUGGUUGGGUUAGUGGGGAGGCUCAGUCAGGAGCAUGCAAAGAACAGUUUAAACUACCUGACAUCACAACUGUCCGCCGUGGAGGAAAACAACCAGCCUAUCCUACUGCGGGAGAUCAAGCAGAUCACUGACGUGAGACACAACAUGCUUGCUGAUUACAUAGCAGAGAUUAGCCAGUACUCUCAAGCAGUGAACUCCACCACAAAGCUUCUUGUCCAACAACUGAAAACGGAUUACGCAAACAGGAACAUGAAGCUGUCACAGGAGAAUCGAAUGUCUGGUUCUGUUACGGUGAUCAAUGUCGGAGGCAGGCAGAGUGAAGGAGAUGGAACACGCAACAAAUCCUCCCUUGAGUUUGCAGGAGACAAGUUGAAUACAACAUUGACAAGUGUAGGAGAUAGGUCUAGCCAUCUAAGCAUCGCAAGGCCAGCGUCAUCUGUUAACCGCGCCAGAUCCGCUGAGAAGAUGCACUCCAAGUCAGCGUUGCGUGUGAGUCAGGCGGAGAGUGUGAAGUCAGAGAGAAGUCAGAGUCAACAGUCUGAGCGGAGCUCACAGAGCACGCUAACGAACGGAAGCUCCUACAGAACCCUCACAACGGCUUAUCAGAUUCCAGGUGAACGGCCCCAUGAUCCAAUAAGGCAGUUCUGCACCAAACAUCUAGAGAAGAUCAAGAAUUUCAUCAACAACCAAGUGACCUUUCGUAUCCCAAUGCCAAGCAAUUGUGUUGUGGACACCAGAGGCCACAGAACGCACAAGCGUUUUGCAAAGGUCUACUUUAGCUGUGCGGAGAGAGGCGAACACUGCCUGUACAACCACACUUACCUGAAGAUGAAGACACGAUGCCCUAGACUUUGGAUCCACAUGAUGUUUCUUACAUUGCAGGCACGUUCAGAGAAGCCUCUCACCCAGGAAGAUCAGCAAGUGUUGGCCCUUAAAUCUACCUGGGACUCUGUAAAAAAUGACGGCAAAAGCUUUGUAGCUCUAAUAACCUCAGCCUUCCCUUCCAUCAAGGAACAGGAGAUGCUUCUGGAUGAAGUGAAGAGCGUACGAUACUUCGACGUGUUUGAAUACAGCAGCAUUAAGCGGCAUUGGUUCUGCUUCCUAUGUGUACACCCUGAACGUGCCACAGUACUGGAGGACGGGGAACCUGUGAUUGAGGGUCAGCUGAAGGAGAAGAAGGGAAGGUGGAAGCUGUUUAGACGCUGGAGGACUCGCUACUUCACACUAUCCGGAGCGCAUCUCACCUACCGUGGCACGAAGAGCAGAGAGACACUACCAAUCGACGUAUCCCAGAUACAGAGUGUGAAGGCGGUUGGACGUGGUGUUCGGAACAUCCCGCGGGCCUUCGAGAUCUUCACGCAGGAGCGAACGUACGUGUUCAAGGCGAAGGAUAGUAAGAACGCUGAACAGUGGGUGCAGUGUCUGCAGAUAGCCGUGGCUCACUCUCAUGCCCGUGGGUAUAACCAGAGCCUGCACCAUCACAGCAUACACUGACAUAACGCCCUCAUCACACUGUCACAGCAUACACUGACAUAACAUAAGCUGACAUAUAGCACCCUAUCACAUCACUGACGUAGCACCUCAUGAUAUAUUGGUGCACACACCUCAAGAUAGUGUACACUGUCACAGCACCCCAUCACAUCACUGACAUAGCACACUGUAGUAGAGUGAAGCAGAGCAAAGCACCGAUACCUCACGCACUGACACAUGGCUACUUGAUUGUUACCUACUACAAGCAUUUGUGAUCACUGUCACUAGCACCUAAUGUUUACUUAAAAUGGCAAAACGAAUGUUUAUUGCCUGCUGUCCAACAAAAAUGUAAAAAUAUGGCUGGUUCCUAUGAGUAAGCACGGUGAGUUGACAGAUGGUGAUUUCACCGAAAUCGUUUCUUAUACGUGAUGCACUUGCUAAAUCGUAUAUAGCCUGUCAGAGCAAACCAUGCCGUAGGACUUCAAUGUUCAUUCUGAGUUAUAGGUGAUUUUUCACCUAAAAGUAGUAAAAAGCCGAUUUUUUUUUGGUCAUAAAUACCUUAGUAGUUAUCCAUGUUCGAUGUUACAUCAAUAAAACUGGCCAAAAGUGUAAUAUGCAGUAAGAUAUUUUUUCAGAUUUUUGUCCAAAUGAAGGCCAAAUGAAAACAAACUUAUGACCUAAUUACUCUGAACUUUGUUUUCCAAAAUCGUCCCGAUUCCAACUACUCAAAUGCUCAUAACUUCCGAACCAUGUGACCUAGUGAAGAAGAUCUUGGUCUCAAAAUAACCAGAAUUGAAUGGUCUUUCUGAUAAAACUACUAACUCAUAAUGUCCGAAUUGAGUCCUACGGCAUGUUUUGAUCUGACAGGCUACAUAUAUUAAUGGGGUAUGUGAACGGUUUUUAUAUUUACGAUUCUUGGCUCAGUUAUUUUGGACUAUGUAUGUGGAUGGGUUUUCAUUCGCCUGUUGGUUGUAGAAUAUUGUAUAAAAUAGCUGUCAUGUAAGUUAAAAAAACCGUAUUUGUGCAUCCACAUCGUAUGUGGAAGUCACAUAACCUAUUGUUGUAUAUGCAUCGCAGUCUUGUGCGAUGCUGGUAUGUAUAUGGUUUGCCAUGUAGUAGGACUUGGAGGGGGGGGGGCUACGUGAAACGUGAACCAGUAUACUGUAUUGUUGUGUCUUAAUUACGAUUCGGAACAACAUCACGUAAACGUUCUUCUUAUUAAAUUUAGUGCUGGUAAAACCGCUUUACAUACAACACUGUUGCUAAGAAGAAUAAGCUGAAGGAAUUUCUCACGGAAAUGAAUGAAGAGUGCCUUCCUUUAAGGCUGGAAGGUUUUUAUCAUAAAUACAUUUGUAGUUCCUCGUCGUUUACAAUAAUAAUUUUGAUAAAUAAUAUCAACGUAUACCCAUCUAUUUAUAUCAAAGUGAUACUUUAUAAUUAACUGCUGAUCUCGAUGGAACAUGUGAACGUUUGUCAUGCAGCAUUUCUUGUAUAGGUUGUGACCAUAUAAAUAAUAUCUAGAUAGUCUAUCUACACACUUCUAUGGUUGUGGCCACGAUUAUGGCAAUAAUUCUUAGGUGUGUUGUACAUAAUGAAAUUUGGGGCUUUUAUAAUCACUAUAUUUUUAUAUAAUUAAAAUUUUUGUACGGAUUUUAAAAGCACGUGUGACAGUGUGACAAUUGUGAUGCUUUGAGACAUUUCUAGAAAUCGUGAUGUACUUUUAUAAAGAACUCUAUUGCGUACACGUUUGUGCAGCUAAUAAUUAUAAUGGAAUGAUUCUGUGAUGAGACUGGGAAGGGCAGAAAGAUGUACACUGUUGAAUUGGCUGAUAGUAAAACAUUGUAUAUAAUAACAAUA
Priapulus caudatus is the source of this 4526-nucleotide messenger RNA. RefSeq names its product protein melted-like. Gene Ontology annotation, cellular component: plasma membrane. The record is from RefSeq and is a predicted model, not a curated record. Lineage: Eukaryota; Metazoa; Priapulida; Priapulimorpha; Priapulimorphida; Priapulidae. Bases 327 to 2693 code for a protein of 788 amino acids. Gene Ontology annotation, biological process: regulation of signal transduction. The transcript is spliced from 17 exons. Gene Ontology annotation, molecular function: phosphatidylinositol-5-phosphate binding.